Molecule: messenger RNA, 3825 nt
Organism: Pararge aegeria (speckled wood butterfly)
Lineage: Eukaryota; Metazoa; Arthropoda; Insecta; Lepidoptera; Nymphalidae
Product: nose resistant to fluoxetine protein 6-like
Exons: 12
Coding region: 214-3786 (1190 amino acids)
Source: RefSeq, a predicted model, not a curated record
UUAACUCCGGCUGCGAAAGUGUGUUUUGCUACUAAAAAACUUUUGAUAACAACUGAAAAUUACAUCCCGAUUCGUACUCCAUCGCCAUCAAUGAAACAUCUGUAGGUGACCACGACAGAGUGGCGAGUGCGACGCAAAUAGCACCAGGGCUUCUGGCUGAAGUACGUUUCAGUCGCACGUAUGAUGGCGCCGUGAGCGUCUCACGCGGCGGCCAUGGUGAGCCACAGAUCGACGCUAGCUCUUAUUUUAAUCUUCGUUCCUAUAUUAGUUACAGUGAUAAGCGCAUUCCGCGUACGUUUACCAGGAGGUUCCCAUGAAGUGAAAUCUGAACGAAGACACAAAUGUGAGGAUUGUGGUGUGAGUGAUUUUAGCCUUGACCCAGUUGUACAUAGUUUUAAAAAAGAAAGUGCGAAACGUACUCUCGAUGAUAUUAAAAAGGUUCUUAGUGAAAAACGACAUUUGUUUGAAGAAAAGUUAGCGAAAGAUGAUGAACAGGACGACGAUGAAAAUGAAAACGGUGACGAUGAUGAAAGUGAUUCGGUAAAAGCUAGUUCUGAACGUUUAAAGAAAGUGGAAACAAAAAGUAAUUUAGAUACUAAAAGUAGAAGUAAAAAAGUGUCGUUGAUUUUAGAUUUUAAUGACGAUGACGACGACGACGACGAUAGUGAAGUCGAAGACGAUGACGACUAUGAUCUCCCAAAAUUAUCGGAUCAUAAGAAACCAGUUGUGGUUGAUUCUAAAAUACACAUAGAUGACAAAGAAAAAUCAACCACGCUUGUGAAACCAUUACUCAAACCUAGUGUAAUUACUAAAGAUAAGAAAGAAUAUGUUAUAGAUAAUAACGAUAAAGAUGAUAUUACUGGGCAAACAAAGCAAAAAGUAGAUAUAUCGUCUAUCAAAACUGUUCUAAAAGAAUCUUUAAAAUCUAAAGCAGAAAUUGAAAAGCCUUUGAAAACGACACCAAAAGUUGAAAUUAAAAGUGAUAAUGAGAAGGAUUUAAAACAAAGUGUAAAAGAUUUACCAAAGAUUAAAAUUAUAAGUAAAUCCAAAGACAUCCCAAUAGUUUCCGAACCCAAUGAAAAAGCCGUUAAGAGUGAAGCUAAAGAAAAAGAAAAAACAAAACCUAAGAGUUCUGAUAAAGAAUCGGUAAAAAUAAGUAAAAGUCUCGCAGAAGAUGUUUUACAAAAGAAAACUAUUCCUGAAUCAAAAAAGAGCGCAGUGUUAACAUCUGAAGAAAAAAUUGAUACUAAAAGAGACACUCCGAGAAGCGACUCCAAAGACAGUCGCUUACAACAUAUUUCCGAUGUUUUGCAUAGGCGAAACUUGUUACAUAGUGAAUUUGAGGAUUUUUACGCAUUUUUCCCAACAUUUGCGCCAAACUUUUCACGCGUACAUAAUCCUGAAUGCCGGCGCCACGGACAAAUACUUUUGAGACAGUUGCGUGGAACAAAAUUAUGGGCCUUGAAUAUGCUCGACGCAACCGCAAAGAUCCCCUCGGGGCUACUCCAAGGCAAUGGCAUACAGCUGGGUGACUUUGAUCAGUGCUUGGGGAUCCGGGCGAGGGUACAACUGGAUACCGGGAGCAUCGUGAAGAUACAGGGGAAGUACUGUUUGGCAAUGAUCGAUGUUAAAGCGGAACACCCUGACCUGGAGGCCCCAGUGCAUUUGGCGCAAUCCAGAAAUUUGUUCAAGAGCAGAAUUGAUGAUCCAGGUCACUUCGUGCCGCGUUUCUCCACGCUUAGCUGGGGCGUCUGCGUUCCUUCCCCUUGCAGUCCAGAAGACGUGGAGGUCAUCUUCAGAGAUGCCAUCAAACACUAUCAAUAUAAGACUGGUAUCAGCAUACGGGUGAAGGUCGAUCAGAAUGACUGCUAUACAAGGAAGGGCCCCAACUGGUGGAAGGAGUGGCUGGAUUUACCUACUAUAUUGACGCUGUCCCUAUACGCCACAGUUAUCUCAUUGGUCUUCAUUGCUACUCUGCAAGAUUAUCUUGGCACAAAUAAUUCCGAGGAAGAAACAACAGAGGAAGGGAAAUCUGACGAAGAAGAGGACGACGAGAAACAAGGAAAAGAAAAACAAAAGAAAAGCUCAGAUGGCUUCCUAAGCUCGUUCUCCCUAUACAACACAUUGGGAAGACUGGUGGCCCCAGCAAGCAGCGAGGAAAUAGCCUGUAUCCAUGGCGUCCGCGCGGUCGCUACUGUGGCCCUCUUGUUUGCUCAUAAGUUUCUACCCAUCGCCCUGACUCCGUACACCAACCGCUUGAAGAUCAGUGAGAUAGUGACAUCUCCUUUGUUGUCAUGGUGUAGAGCGGGAUGGAUGUUCACCGACUGUUUCCUCCUGAUCAGCGGAACCUUAACUUCCUACCGCAAAUCUACUAGCGAUACGAUGGCUUCCAAACUACUCUCACGAUACUUCAGAUUAACACCAGCUCUAUUUGCCGUGGUGGUGUUCUACGCGUACAUCUGGGACAACAUCUCGUCUGGCCCGAUGUGGGGCACGUUGGUGACGAGGAACGUGGAGCUGUGCCAGCAGGGCUGGUGGUGGAAUCUAUUGUAUGUGCAGAAUUACUUUGGCUUCGAGGAUAUGUGUGCACCUCAAACCCACCAUAUGGCCAUAGAUUUCCAACUGACAAUCUUGGGAGGCAUAUUAGUAUGGGCGAUCCAAUCUGACGUGCCGUUCUCCGGUACUGUGACCCAGUUGCUGCACCUCCUUGCCGCGUACUCCAGAUACACCACGUUCAGAGACCAUCGCCUAACGGCGUUGGCUUACCAGGGAGUCAGUGUCAGCCAACUGUACAGAACUGGUCGUUUGAGCUACACAUCUAUCCUACAUCGAUGCUCUCCAUACUUGAUCGGAAUCAGCUUGGGACUUGCAUUGAGAAAGAAAUCUGGUAUCUCAAAGCUGCUAUCAUUCUUAGGCUGGUUCACGUGUGCUAGUCUCUGGGGCCUAGUUCUAUGGGCUGGAGCUGAUUCAGGAUACUUUGAUUACCGAUAUGACGUCACGUUCGCCGCUAUUUAUGCCACUCUCGCCCCAUUCGCCACUGCUCUGGGUUUCGCGUGGAUGAUAUACGCUGUCCAUAAGAAUUCCAAUGGAUAUCUUUCCCAGUUGCUUUGCAGUCGCCCACUUCUUUUCAUCAGCCGUAUUUCCUACGCAGUUUAUCUUAUACAAUUCAUUGUUUAUCUAACUAAAACUGCGACAGUCCGAUCGCCUAAGGAAUUCUCUUAUACGACAUUGUUUGACAUUCAAGAAAUAUUUACCAUAGUAUUCUCUUCAAUUCUUCUAACAAUAACACUGGUAAUUCCACUUCAAUCUGUACCUAAAAUAUCAUUUGAAUCAAAAACUGAAACCGUUGAAGAAAACGAUACGGAAAAGGAGACUACAGAGCAAAAUGAUGUACAUAAUAAACAAGAGAAUGAUAUUAAACUAGAGAAAGAACAGCUUUCAAGGGAAGUUCCACAAAGAAGAUCUUUUAUGGCUCAUAGAGAAGUUCUUGAAGAAAUACCAGAAGUGGACGUAGAAUACGAAACGCAGAGGGAUUCUAAUGAGGCCUUAGAAGAGAUUUUAGAAGAAGAAGAUGACUUAGAAGAAGAAAUGGAGGAAAAAGAAGACGAAGAUUUGGAAAUCAUUGAAGAGGAACAAGGAGAAGAAGACGAAGAAGGUCCUGAAGCAACACAAUAUCUGACACGCUCUUUCUCGGGGGAGAAUGAACAAGAUAUAGAUGAAUGGGAAUGGACAACAGAUGGGAAUGAUAGAGGGAGUCAACAUUUUCGUUACAGCAGAAAAGAAUGAAAUUAUGAUCAAUUAAUAAACUUUUUUAAAUACAAAAUA